Messenger RNA from Mesocestoides corti, 498 nucleotides. The record is from the annotation of a GenBank genome assembly. NCBI's taxonomy places the organism in Eukaryota, Metazoa, Platyhelminthes, Cestoda, Cyclophyllidea, Mesocestoididae.
AUGAUUGGUGUCGUUUUAGAAGCCCGCGAAAAUUAUAAUGUGCUUUUUAAGCAUCCUCAGGAUCUUAUUGCUCGACUGUCAGACGAACUGUUAGAACAGAUUUUAGUUGAUAUUCACGAUAAGUUCCGUCUGCCUUAUCGUGUCGGUCUUCUGACCCUUCCCGAAUCUGUUCUGAUACGCAUAUUGAGUCCGCUGGCAGUGGUGGAUCUGGUCCGCGUGUCGUCGACCUGUCGCAAGCUCAAUGCCUUCAUUAGGCAGUGCGAAGCGAUUUGGCGACGCCAAUUAACCGACGCGUCCGUGGUCUUCGGGCCCGCGGCUACUGACGUGUGCCACGAGGGCUCCACUGAGGCAGAUACCGAGGCUCCGUCACUUCAGACAUUGAAAAUUUUGUAUCGCCGAAAAAAAUCCAAGGCUGGACUUCCCCGUCUUCGGCCAAUCAGUAUAUUUGAAUUGCUGGACGUGCGAUAUCCCCUGGAUCUGCAGGACCUGUUUGCGUAG